Messenger RNA from Cricetulus griseus (Chinese hamster), 2441 nucleotides. NCBI's taxonomy places the organism in Eukaryota, Metazoa, Chordata, Mammalia, Rodentia, Cricetidae. The record is from RefSeq and is a predicted model, not a curated record.
AUGAGACUAAGAACCACUUUUCUUGUUCCAGUGAAGAGGUCUCCAAAGACAAGAACAUAAUCAAGUUGUUCCUUUCCACUGACAAUCUGAAAGUCUACUGUUUCUUCCGAAGUGAAACCAUAGACCUUUUCAGGACAGUUUUGAGUGUGUUUACAUCAGGAGGCAAUGCUCCGGAGCUGAUAAUCAUGAACAGCACAUACCACGAUCACUUCUACUUUAACUUAUCUCUGUUCAAUAACCGUGUUCUCUGGCUAAUUGACAUUCCUAGAAAAAACAUCACCGGAAAUAAAGACAUUGCAUCUGUGGAAGAAUGGAUAAUAAAGGUCACAAUGAGUGAAGGAUUAAAUAUUUAUAACACUGAGGGGACCCUAUUGGAUCUUGUCCGAGAGCCUAUUCUUCAGUGGAAUCUUGGAACAAUAAUGAAUGGACCACAGGUCAAAAAAUUGUACCCACAUGUGAGAGAUAUCAAAGUGACAAAGUGCCUCUGUGCCAAUGAUGUGGCAUUACUAGGCUUAAUUUUGAACUCGACAUUUAAUGGACAGUCAGCCCCCAGUAUGGAGCCGCUGCAGCUGUUGCAUGAGGUGCUCACUUUGCUGGGAGAUGCAGCAGAGCUGCCUGAAGGCUACAAGCACAAAGUCACUACAAGGAAGAAACCACACUUACUUCUCAGGAACCAGUUAGAACUAAUUGUAGUAUCAAAAAAUUUCAGGGCACCGAUGAUCCUUCAAGAAGAGGCCCAGAAGUUCUACAAGGUUGACUAUAUCAAAGGAAAAUUGUGGUAUAAUGAAAGAUGUUUUGCAAACAGAGAAAAUUUUGAAGUUGAUUAUGUGACUAUCACUUUUGACAGAAACAGGACCCUAAGUGAGGCCAGUGCUUGUUUUUAUAGUAAAGAACCAUUUCUUCAGUGGUUGCCUUGCUUAUCUUCUAUUUCUAAAAGUGAAAAUCUUCUUCCACAUGUGAUAACAUUUCUUAUUGACCAAGAAAGUCAAACUGGAAUUUAUCUUUUCCAUCAUCGGAUGUCCAAAAAGACCUUUGUCUCUGUGUCAGUGUUCAAGAAUGACAAACCAAACGAAGCUCAACCAAAAUUUCCAAAUUUCCUAUUUCCUUCCUCAUUCUCAAAUCCAGUUGGAAUGGUGUUCCAUCCCCGAAGCCACUUUCUAUAUGUUUAUGGAAAUCAGGUAUGGCUUUCUAUGGAUGGUGGCAAUUCUUUUGACUUACUAUGUGACUUUCAAAUUAACUUUGUAAAGAAGACUGCUCAUAGUUUUUAUUCUUCAGAUAUAUCUUUUAUUACACAAAGUGGGAGGAUUUACAUGACAAAGGCAGGAUUGGCAAGAUACACUAUGGGUGGAAAAUGUAGUGAUAAAAUUUUCACAAUAUACUAUGAUUACUUGGGAUUCAUACACAAACUGACUCCAGAACGCUUUGAAACAGGUUCAUCACCUUCAGGCACUCGAACUUUUCAUCGGAUUUUUGGAACGCCUCCUGAUAUGGGAUUUGAUGCUGCACUAGCACCGCAGUUUGUCUCUCCCAAUGAGAUGCUUUUCUUUGCGUAUGUACCUCUGACUGAACCUGAACAAAGUGUAUACAAGAAGAAAUUAAAAAAUAUUCACCUUGGGAAAGUGAUAAGCCACAGAAAAACAGGAGAAGCUUAUAUCAAAAAAUUAUUAGUACAUACCAAUGGUCCUUUGGGAUUUCAAACCUCAGUUCUCACAGACAUAAUACAACCUUUUGGAAUAGAUGAAUAUGGAAAUUUAGGAAACUAUUGGAUACUUGGUUCUCUUAAUAUCUCAUAUUUUGGAAACAAUAUGUACCUCAUUCAUAUUGUAUCAAAAGCUGAAACAUCUAUUCUCCUGAUGUUUCUGUGGACUCCUGGAGCGUGCUCUUCCUAUGCGAGGCUCUGGGUCAUGGUAGCAAUGAACACUGGCCUCUCGAUACCUGUUCAUCGUUUCAAGUUUCCAGUCACACAAUACCCAGUUGUUUUGGAAAUUAUUGAUGAAAAACAAAAAGUAUCUGUGAAACCUCCAUAUUUGGUUACCAUGACUGAAGUGAAUAGGAGGCAAAACUGGCAACUAAAACACAAUAUGCCAGCAAAUGUUAAGAAAAUGAAGGACUACUUAGAUCCAAGGCUUAAGACUCCAGUGUAUAAUCCUUUUGGUCUCAACCUAAGUAUAAGGGGCUCUGAGCUGUUUCACUUCAAGGUGUCUGUGAUUCCUGGGGUCAGCUUUUGUGACUUACAUGAAGAAUUUCAGAUUUAUGUCGACGAAGUACCAUUGCCUUUUCCAGGACAUAUACUUAUUGCUGUUGCAACAUCCGUACUGCUAGGGGGAUUAAUUUUUGUAGCAUUUUUAUUCCAACUUCGUAACAUCCACCCAUUGAGAGCAUUCCGGAGAUAUGUCAGAGGAACUAUUAGACAAUCAUCAAAUAUAAGUAUCGACUCAUAA